UCCAAACGAUGCUACCGUCGGCCCCACCACCUCCACUUCUACUGUCAUCAUGUGAUAUUCUGAAGUGUAGCCUACUGUCCGCUUGCUGAGGAAAACAGCUUUGGCCAAUCGGAAUUGGGCCCAAGCAGACGGCUGCAAGGUGAUUGGGCGAGCCAUGUUUCUUUCGGCCGGAGGAGUGUGUACUUCGGAGUGUGGAUGGGAGGGGCUUGUGCUCUACAUCUGACGGCGAUGAACUGGGAUCGGCAUGACGUCACUGGUCCCCUGUGCUCCGCCAGUCAGUAAGCGCAGGGAUGCUCUGAACGUAAGACUGCAGCAUCUUCUACAACGAGGCCACAAAAUUGCAUCUCCUUCUAUAUUCUUAAACUGCAUUUCUUCCUUCCGGACCUUCCUGACGAAACCAACCCCUUACCCACGAAAAUCGAACUGCACGGCAGCUCAUGCACGAACCGAAGACCUGCUUGAGCACAAUAUUUUUUUGUUUUGGCACCUUCCUUUCCCCUUUAUUUAUUUAGAUUGUUUGCCAUGACCAUUUGUGUGUUUUGAAUUCCUUGUUUUGCUGUCAGCGUCUACGAGGACGUCAUCGCACCGUAGGGAGGAAUAGCAACCGUGCAACGCAUUUCAAAAGAAGGAACAAUUGUGACCGACACCUUACAUAUCCGGGGAACUGAAGAGAACGCAUCGGUUCAUUGGAUUUGUAUUGAUGUGACGUUUCUCUGCACUAUCGCUUUUCUCGAGAGAAGGUUGGGACAAACAGCCACAGAUUUCGCCGUUGCUUAUCCUCUCCGUGCCGCCUGAAAAAGGGAGGAUAACAAACGCAUCCGGAGGUCCUCGAACGGAAGAGAGCGCAUUUGUUGAAUAUUUAGAAAAUACAUAUCGGUAAAAUAACCCUAUCACGCACAGCCACACGCUUUGAUACGUUGCGUAAACGGAUAGCCUAAAAGCGGUUUCAUCCACAUAGUAUGAAAAUGAUGGCCGGCGGGGCAGUGCAGCAAAACGGGAUUUUUUCCAAUCCGCACCAUCACAGUCAACAGCCUCACAUGGAGUCGGAUCCCCCUGAUUCUCGCAAGAGACCUCUGGAGACGCCGACCGAGGCCAGCAGCACCAAACGCACAAACACUGGAGGUAGUGUGAGUGGACCAUAUUCCCAACUGUGUCAAAGCGUCUCUUUCUCUGAGGACCACUGCGAUAACCUGAUUCUCACACGCUCUCCGACAGGCUGGCUUGAGGAGGGAGAGUACUUCCUGAAGGUGUUGAUCCCCAGCUACGCCGCGGGCUCCAUCAUUGGCAAAGGAGGCCAGACCAUUGUCCAGCUCCAGAAAGAAACUGGCGCCACCAUCAAAUUGUCAAAAUCCAAAGAUUUCUACCCAGGAACGACGGAGCGGGUGUGCUUGAUCCAGGGCACUGUGGAGGCGCUGAACUCCGUCCACAACUUCAUCGCCGAGAAGGUCCGCGAGAUGCCCCAGAGCGCUCAGAAGACCGAGCCGGUCAGCAUACUGCAGCCCCAGACCACCGUCAACCCCGACCGCGUCAAACAGGCUAAGCUCAUCGUCCCCAACAGCACGGCAGGCCUGAUCAUCGGUAAGGGUGGCGCCACGGUCAAGGCCGUGAUGGAGCAGUCCGGUGCCUGGGUGCAGCUCUCGCAGAAGCCCGAGGGCAUCAACCUGCAGGAGCGCGUGGUGACCAUCAGCGGCGAGCCCGAACAGAACCGCAAAGCGGUGGAGAUCAUCGUCCAGAAGAUCCAGGAGGACCCCCAGAGCAGCAGCUGCCUCAACAUCAGCUACUCCAACAUCACAGGCCCCGUGGCCAACUCCAACCCCACCGGCUCUCCCUACGCCAACUCCACCGAGGUCAUGCCCGCCGCCGCGGCCGCUGCGGCAGCCACCGCCUCCAGCCUCCUGGGCCAGGCGAGCCUCGCUGGGGUGGGCGCCUUCCCCACGGCCAUGUCCAGCUUCUCAGGUAACGACCUGCUGGCCAUCACCUCGGCGCUCAACACGUUAGCCAGCUACGGCUACAACACCAACUCGCUGGGCCUGGGGCUCAACCCGGCCGCCGCCUCCGGCGUGCUAGCCGCCGUGGCCGCCAGCGCUAACCCCGCCGCGGCGGCCGCCGCCAACCUGCUGGCGUCGUACGCCAGCGACGCGUCCACGAGCGCCGGGCACCCGGCCGCCACGCUGGGCGGCUUCACGCUGGGAUCGCUGGCCGCGGCCACCGGCGCCACCAACGGCUACCUGAGCGCCGCCUCCCCGCUGGUCGCCAGCUCGCUGCUGGCCACAGAGAAGCUGGGCGAGGGCGCCAAGGACGUCGUGGAGAUCGCCGUGCCCGAGAACCUCGUCGGUGCCAUCUUGGGCAAGGGCGGCAAGACGCUAGUGGAAUACCAGGAACUGACCGGCGCCCGGAUCCAGAUCUCCAAAAAGGGCGAGUUCAUCCCGGGAACCCGGAACCGCAAGGUCACCAUCACCGGAUCGCCAGCGGCGACGCAGGCUGCCCAGUAUCUCAUCAGCCAGCGAAUCACGUACGAGCAAGGAGUCCGCGCCACCAACCCCCAGAAGGUGGGCUAAACGGGAGGAUGGAGAGAAUAAAGGAGGAAUAACGAAGCAAGGGCUGAGAGAGGAGAGUGGAGAAAGAGAGAGAGAGAGAGCAAGAGAGAGAGAAAGGAAGGAAUCAUCCACACGUUUAUUCGUGUCUGUCAGUAUUUCAAAACGAAUGAUGGGAAACAAAGUCAACUCAGAGAGAAGAUAAAAAAAAAUGAUCAUGUCGAAAACCAAGAAAAAAAAAUGUGUACAAUGUAAAUAUUGGUUUUAUUUCGUAAGUCUUGAUCUUUGGGAUUUUUUAGUAUUCUACAUGUUUUUUUUUGUUUUGUUUUGUUUUGUUUUUGUCUUUUGUUUUGGUUUCUUGUUUUUGUUUAGUUUUGUCCGUGCGCGUUUCUCAGGACAGCGGUGAAUGGCAUUUAAACUGGCAUGUUGCCUCACUGCAGGUCCUGAGAGGAACAGGUAGAGGGGUGGUUGUGGUGGGGGUGGGGGGGGUGCUCUCUAGAACCCUCCCCCACCUCCCCUCUAGACCCAGGUCCUCUCUAGCUGACAGAUUUCUUUUUUGUUUUUGUUUUUUACAAUUGAUAUUUUUGCCUUCAGCUCCAAUUCUUCCCAAUUAGCCUGUGCCCCCCCCCUCUCCCCAAGCAAACAAACAUAAAAGAAAAGAAGAUAUCAGCCCCUCUUUUUGUGGGAUAGAUGAGAUCGCAGACAAGCCCUCUGAGGAAUUAAAAAAAAAAACAACACACCUGUAGGCUAUGACCUCACCACCCCACCCACCCCUACUCACACAUACACACACACACUUAUGCCCCUGUCCACCCGCCCUGCCCCGUGCUACUCCUAAACACACACACACACACACACACACACUCUCUUAGCCACGCCCUCUCGGUUCUAGGCUGAGGAUUGUUGGGGUGGGUGUCAGGUGCACCAGAGAGAGGGGAGUUGCAUAGAGAGGCUGCUCCCAAAGCCCUACCCCUCGUAAGGGUCUCUCUCUCUCUCUCUUUCUCUCUCUCUCUAUCUCACUCUCUCUCUCUCUCUUUCUCUCCCACUUCCCCACAUGGUUCCAAUUUGACCAGGUGCAUGUUGUCGUUUGUCUGUUCUCUCUCUCUCUCUCUCUCUCUCUCUCUCUCUCUCUCUCUGUUGUGGUUGCAUUAAGACCCUGGCAGAGCUUUGCUUGGGGAUGCACGACUGCUGAUGAGCAGGAGAUGCACCUUGUUGGGUCAGAAUCUAAACGUAGCACCAGAGCACAUCGAGAUUGUGGCAUAUUCUCUACAGGGUCUUGCAGUCUGGCAUAAGGGAUAUUACUAUUGUUAAUAUUAUGAUUAUUAUUAUCAUUAUUCUGAUUAUAUCAUCAUCACAAAUGAUCAUCGCCAUCAACAUUAUUUAUUAAUAUGAUUUCACCCAUAAGGACUGAAUUAUUAUCAUUUUAUUCUUAAUCUGUGAAUUCAGGUUGACAUGAAUGUAAAGACAAUAUUUUUUAAUUUAGUUUUUUUUUUUUUUUUUAUUUAAGUGGAUUAUAUAGUGUGUGUCAUAGUGUAAUAUAUGUCUUAUUUAAGUCCAGUGAAACGUGCACUGUUGGCACCCGUGAGUCGAAAACAAAAAAGCAGAGGCCAGCACUGGCAUCCAUUGUGGCAUCAAGACAUUACAGAGGAAGAGGACAAACACACACACACACACACACACACACACAUAAACACACAGACAAAAGAAGCUAUUGAACAUCGAGUAUUGGUGCUCAAAAGGGAAAAGCGCCAUGUCUCGACUAGAUAUAGGGAUGGAAAAGGCUUAAUUUGCAUCUGCAGAAUGAGAAUAUCGAUCAUAUCACAGGCAUCAGUGCAGUCUCUGUAUGCACCGUUACAGUAAUUGAUUGCACCAGAACAAAAUGAAAUGCAAUAUCCUUUCAACUUCAGCUCCCCAGGUUUUUCUUUUUUUGUAUUUUUCAUUUGUCUCAAUUUUCUGAAACCCAACUCCGAUCUCCUGCAGGAUAGGUCUGCCCACACUAAGUGGAAGUAGACAUACUUUUUAUAUCUCUCAGUAAACUUGGAAAUGAAGCACUUAAGGCUGAACAUUGUUACUUCCUUAAGGACCAGUGCUACUGCAAAGAGCGAGCGGAACGAGCAGAGAUCAAAUGUGUUAACGGCCAGGCCCUUGCAGCUUUCCCUUUCCUCGGUGGUAGAGAGAGUAGUGCGUAGUCCAAAGCUGCAUCAUCUCCAACUUAAACAUCAUAUCAGACUCGGAGAGCAAGCACCCAGCCCUUUGGCACUAGCUGUAGGAACAUGUAGGGUCCUCUGCAUCCAAUGAAAGAUGCUUUUCUGAGCAGAGACCCCUCCCACACACAACAUGCACAUGCUGCUGAACCUCCUUUCUCUUUUAAGUUUCUGUUGUUAUUAUUUUGUUUAUUUGUUUUAUCUUUUUUUUUUUUUUUUUUUACUAUCGGAGUACACUGAAGUUCGUCUUAAUGCACUGUGAACUAUGGGUGCCGUUUAUUCGGGCCAAAAAAAAAAACUGAAAUAAAGAAGUAAAAAUAAGGGCAGGGUCUCGUGCCAUAUCGAAGACUUUUUGGCCAAACUGAUCAAAGGGAAUGUACCCAUGGCGAUGGGGGAAAUCGGGCAGAGACUGUAGAUGGCGGAGGUGAAUCUCGUGUCCCAGCGGUCCAGUACGAGAGGACACGCGAGAAAGAGAGGUGGAAUGUUUACGUCGCAGUCGGGGCCAGCCAAUGGUAGUCACGGGUUUUGGCUGCAGAACAACAGGGACACGUUUGAGAGGAUUGUCAUCCAGGUUCCUAGGAUAAUAGCAUCAAUAUGUUUUCCCUUUUGUUGGUUUGUCUGUUUGUUUGUUUUGCCCUUCAUAGUUGAGAACAUUAUCAGCCAGCUUAUAACCACAAAUCAUUAUCCUGGAAGUUCAUCUUUGAAAGGAUAGAGAUUGAAAGGCACUUUCUCAGCUCAGAUUCAAACACGUACAGUAAACUUUGCUUGUGCGAGAGAAAGUGUCAGGUCUCUUCUUGUCUUGAUAUUAAUGUUUCUCUUCAACAACACAUGCAGAUAGAGUGUCUGUUGACGUAUGUGAAUGCCGCCCUUUUUGCCCAACUCAGCUAAGCCAAACAGUCCGACCCCAGCAAGUCCCCUUUUAGUCUCUCAAACGCUGAGAUCUAUUCUGACAUGUCCUGCUGAACAAAAAGCAAAAAAACGACGACAACAAAAAACAAAAAGUAAAAAGUCACCCUAGAUUACGAGUGAUGGACCAGACAAAGGCAACAGCGUUCUUGUCCCCCGUUCUCUCUGACCUAACUGCUUAUGCAGCUGGGUGCGGUGCCUAUCCAGUCGAUUUUUUUGUCCCACUGGAAUUCCACGGUGACCGUUUAUCAAGGGGGAAAACAGCAAUUGAAUCUGACAUGGUGUUGUCUCUCUCCACAAUGAUUUCUUUUUGACAAAGCUAUGAAUCCCUCUUGUCACCACUGCCUAUGGGAGCGGCCAGUGAGUGUAUAUCUCAACAGAUUUGGUAAGGAGGCUUAUUUCUUCCCAUCUACUGCCAUUCACCUCCCCCUCACCACUCCCCUCCCCUCCCCUCCCCAACCAACCACCACACACACACACUUCAGUCCUUUUCUGUACCUCUGUGCACGCCCCCAUUCUGACGCAUCAACCCCCGAGAUACCCUCGCUCUCAUAUCUCCGUAUGGGUGAGGAUGUCUGGUGUCACAAUGCAUGACCGCUUGCCCACCCACAAAUCAACAAUGAUACCAGAGAAGGCAGAGCCCAAACGAGGGUCUUCUGGGAAAUGCAGUUUGUAGACGCCAGGAGGGGAGAGGACUUGAUUAGGCAGAGGCUGACAUUGUGAAAGACAGAAGAUUCCCCCGUUGCUUGAUGAAUAGUUUGGCAGACAGGAUUGGACAGAGUGGGUCGGUCUAACAAACUGGCAGCAUGCGCUUUCCACUCGUUGUGAUACUUACAGGCACACAUGCUUAACAGGAGUUUCUCAGGUUUCGCGCAGGAUACACUGAGAUUUAACGGCAUGCUUCAUGUAGUUGACAUGUUUAAGAAAUAGUUGAAAGCAUGCCACUUUUAAAAACCUGACUAACAAUGGUCUUUACUUGGCAAUGCGAUUUGGGGUUUGACCUCACUCGUCAGAGAUUUUUAGUUCUUUGGGAAAAAGGUGUAGUUUCAUACGCAAGGACUGUAGACCUCCAUAGCCCUCCUGAAUCAUUUAAAGUCUGUUCACACACACACACACACAUACAAAUUACAUGAAGUACACAUGCACACUAUCCCCUGAGAGAAUGUUUUUAAAUGAAGGAAAAAGGAGGAAAUCUGGUGACAUAUGGAUAACUGGAUAUUACAACUGUGACAUUAAAAUGUGAAAUAAUGUGAUGGUCAGCUAUAGAUUAGGUGCCAACAAAGCGUAGGGAGGGACAGCUUUGUAUUUUUCUAUAUGUGUAGAGCUAAAAGCACCCUGAAGAUGAGAGAAAAUAGGGGCGGCCACUUUUUGUUUUUAAGGGGAGAACGACAGGUGUUGAGUACUGGAAGCAAUAUUCGUAGUAGCAUGUUGUCCUGUCCUGUCUUUUUAUUGCGUCUGUUGUAGGAGCUUUGGAUUACAUAGAUGUUGAAUAGGUUUACAUAUGUACUAUUUUUUAAUUUGUGAAGAUGCUGCUAUUUAAUAAGUGAUGUACUAAAAAUGAAGUAAAAAAAACAUAUCUGACUCAACAUUUAGAAGGAUGUUCUAGUUGCGAGAGGUGUAAUUAAUAUUGCAUACUAAUAAAAGUUAACUGUAAUAGCAAAACUGAUUAACCUGUGCCAAAAUAGCUAUUUACAGACCCUCAACCUGUAAAUGUGUGAUUUAACCAUUAGAUUGAACUAACUUUUGUAAGAAAAUGUGAAAAGUGCCAAACAAACCACAUUUGUAAGUUAAUUAGAAAGGAAUCCCGAGAUAUCGGUCGACUUUUUCAACUAAUAAGAGUAUGAUUAACUUAAUUGCUGUUUAGUUGUAAGUUUUGUUCCCCCCAAGCAAUCAGUUUUAAGUAGAGAGAGGGUAGCCAUCUUGUUAGCCAAACAAUGGCGUUCAGUGCUAGCUAGCAUGAAUGCUAAAGUAACAGGACUGAAGGACUGCCAUGUAGUUAGGUUUGCACGGUUUAAGUCUAAUCAUUUAUCAGCGUUCUUAGUGCAGCGUUUUAUAGUUCUCAAAUUGUAUUUUGUGGAAAUAGAUGUUAUCUUUUUUGCACGUCUAUAUUGCAUGAUCUCACAGUGAUGCGUGAAGAAAACCAACUAAAAAAAAAGGACAAAGACUGAAAAAUCCUACAAAAAAAAGAUGAUUAGGCAGUGUGUGUUGUUCAUUUUCAAGACAAAUCUUUGCAUGCCAACAAGAGUAGAGCGUUUCAAAUUACUUUUAAGAGAUUUUUUUCCAAAACAACUGUUUUUGCUAAGACCAAGCUGGGAGGCGCAUUAAUCCACCUAAUCUAGGCAACACUAAUAGUCGCAUUGUUUCCUGAACACACACAGUGUUGUCAACACAUUACCAUAAUUAGAUAUGAGUGCAACAUUUGAACAAAUAUGAUAAUAACUAAGAUCCAUGUUUUUUUAAGGAAUCGAUUUAUUUGUAUUUCUCUAUAGCUGUUUGUUAACUGUUUGAAGAGAAUGGGUUUGAAACUACUGUUUUCUGAACACUAAAACCCAGAUCUGGAGUGAAUGUGCUCACCUCAGCAUAAGUUUGCAUAUCUCUCUUUCGAUCAUGAUUUUAUACAUUUGCGUGAACAUCAACACCAGCCUGAGGCAUUGUAGGAUGUGGCCCUGGCUGAGCGUCUGUUUUGAUCAUCAGCAUCCCUAUAAGCAUGAUCUAAAGCAUUAUCUUAAUGAUAAUAUGCACUUUAUAUUGCUUUGCCUGACAUGCGUUGAAUUCAAUAGCCCACCUCUCCUCCAUACACACAUACUACUUUUUUUGUUUUUGUUUCUUGUAUCUGUGGGACUCCACAUCCACGGCGGAGUGUUUUGAUGUGUCAGCUGUAGGCUGGAAGGUGCUCUCUGUCGCUGCUCAGCUUGUGUGUUUUUCUAUUUCGAGGCUCCCCUGAGCUUUUCUCAGAGAAAAAAAAGGGGCUUUAGCAUUUGGUUCAUGUUCUACCCCAGUCAAAUGGGAGAGCUUUUUUUGGGGUCACCCUCCACAAGCUAAAAAAAAAUGGCAUGUUGGGAGGCAGAAGACGACCAAAAAAAUACACACUUGGUGUGAAUCCAUUGUUUUCUCCUGGUUGCUCUCAGUGCAGUGAAAUGUAAUGAAACACUGUCUUUGUUUAGUGCAGAGCGAUUGGCACUAAAAUCUAAUUGGCGGUUUUAAGUGAUCACAGGCCGCAGGAAACCCAAAACAGCUCGCAUGCCAUAAACACCGCUGUAAAAACUUCACAAAGCUGACCAGUAACGAGAGCAUUAUUGUUCUGGGGGAGUUCGGUUUGUUUUGUCUCGUUAUUUGGAUACCCCCCGCACCUUGUUGACAAUUUUCAUCAUUUCUGUGUUUGUUUAAACUCACAAACGUGGGGGUAAAUGUGCCAAAACAAGGCGAGAGCCACUGUUAUUGUUUAUAUAUAUCAUUUGUUUGUUUUUCCACUUCUUCCACGUUGUGUCUGAUGCAGUUGCCUGAGCUUCAUAGAGAUGCAUAUGUUUAACAAGUGGAGAGGGGAGAGGUGGACAAAGCAUUAAAUCGUACAAAAAAAGUCUUUCUUGAUUAGAAACUAUUGAGUUUCUUGUUGUUCACUCAGCUGGUGAAGUUCCCAUGGCGUGGUUCUGUUGUCUUUCUUUAAACGUCAGGCUGGAAGAUGGGAGCCUGUGACAUCAUAUCCAUGCCUGGCAAUCUAGCAGGUGUCAGUUGCGUUGUUGUUUUUGUUUUUUUCUGUGUGUGCAUGCGUAUGCCUGUGUGCGUGUGUGUGCGCGCGUGAGUGCGACUUUGAUGAGGGAUGCAAACUUAUGGUUGUAGUCAGGAGUGGGAGUUGUCAUUGCUUUUCUGUGGGUAUGCAACAGGGGAGCCACACUCCUCCGAAACCACC
Messenger RNA from Alosa sapidissima (American shad), 9551 nucleotides. RefSeq names its product NOVA alternative splicing regulator 2 (gene nova2). Gene Ontology annotation, cellular component: nucleus; cytoplasm. Gene Ontology annotation, biological process: regulation of alternative mRNA splicing, via spliceosome; mRNA splicing, via spliceosome. The transcript is spliced from 5 exons. Gene Ontology annotation, molecular function: mRNA binding. The coding region runs from base 960 to 2558 and encodes 532 amino acids. Lineage: Eukaryota; Metazoa; Chordata; Actinopteri; Clupeiformes; Clupeidae. The record is from RefSeq and is a predicted model, not a curated record.